AUGGCGCAGGCUCAAAAAGAGUCGAAAGCAGCACGAUUCAACAUCCACACAUUGAAGCGGCUGCAGAAGGCUGUGGCAGCAGAUCUGGAAACUGACCUGAUAUCGUACUUCCCGAAGGAUUACUCCAGGCUAACACCUAUAUCUGCUGCACCAACGUCAGGAUCAGCUACUGAAAAAGAUAUCCGCGUAUUUCUAUGGCCUUCCGAACCCACCGCCGUUAUAUUUCCCUUGGCUGACUCGGUCCGAAGCCUGCUGGAGGAUGCAGACGUGUCCGAGGCGCUAGUAGGGGCUUAUGCGGCGCUGUGA
Molecule: messenger RNA, 306 nt
Organism: Trichophyton rubrum CBS 118892
Lineage: Eukaryota; Fungi; Ascomycota; Eurotiomycetes; Onygenales; Arthrodermataceae
Exons: 2
Coding region: 1-306 (101 amino acids)
Source: RefSeq, a predicted model, not a curated record